AUUGCCGCCCGAUAUUCUCGCGAUAGCUUCAAGAUCCCGUGGGGCUGGCCGAAGCCGGAAGCUCCACGUCGGUGGACUGGGCUGUGUGCGAUCGUAGCUGAGCUCGGUGGCUGUGUUAGCCCUGAUCGAGAGCCGGAGGCAUGCCUCUCCGACUUGACAUAAAGCGUAAGCUAACAGCUCGAUCUGACCGAGUCAAGAGUGUGGACCUUCAUCCCACAGAGCCAUGGAUGUUAGCUAGUCUCUACAAUGGCAGUGUCUGUGUUUGGAACCAUGAAACACAGACACUAGUGAAGACCUUCGAAGUAUGUGACCUGCCAGUAAGAGCAGCUAAAUUUGUGGCAAGGAAGAACUGGGUUGUUACUGGAGCUGAUGACUUGCAAAUUAGAGUUUUCAACUACAACACUUUGGAAAGAGUUCACAUGUUUGAAGCACACUCAGAUUAUAUCCGCUGUAUUGCUGUGCAUCCUACACAACCUUUCAUUCUAACCAGCAGUGAUGACAUGCUGAUUAAGCUGUGGGACUGGGAAAAGAAAUGGUCCUGUUCUCAAGUGUUUGAAGGGCACACUCAUUAUGUAAUGCAGAUUGUCAUAAAUCCAAAAGACAAUAACCAGUUUGCUAGUGCCUCUUUGGACAGGACAAUCAAGGUGUGGCAGCUUGGCUCUUCUUCACCUAACUUCACUUUGGAAGGUCAUGAAAAAGGCGUAAACUGUAUUGAUUACUACAGUGGAGGUGAUAAGCCAUAUUUAAUUUCGGGAGCUGAUGACCGCCUUGUUAAAAUCUGGGAUUAUCAGAAUAAAACUUGUGUGCAGACUCUAGAGGGACAUGCUCAAAAUGUGUCCUGUGUUAGUUUUCAUCCUGAACUGCCUAUUAUCAUCACUGGCUCUGAAGAUGGAACCGUUCGGAUCUGGCAUUCCAGUACUUACCGUCUGGAAAGUACUCUGAACUAUGGCUUGGAGAGAGUGUGGUGUGUAGCAAGCCUGAGAGGAUCAAAUAAUGUGUCUCUGGGAUAUGAUGAAGGCAGCAUCAUUGUUAAGCUUGGCCGUGAGGAGCCCGCCAUGUCAAUGGAUGCUAAUGGAAAGAUCAUUUGGGCAAAGCAUUCAGAAAUUCAACAGGCUAACCUGAAAGCAAUGGGAGAUGCUGAAAUCAAAGAUGGAGAGAGGCUGCCUCUUGCUGUGAAAGAUAUGGGCAGCUGUGAAAUAUAUCCUCAGACUAUUCAACACAAUCCUAAUGGCCGAUUUGUAGUAGUGUGUGGGGAUGGAGAAUACAUCAUUUACACAGCCAUGGCACUGAGGAACAAGAGUUUUGGUUCUGCUCAGGAGUUUUCAUGGGCUCAUGAUUCUUCUGAGUAUGCCAUCAGGGAGAGCAACAGCAGUGUCAAGAUAUUUAAAAAUUUCAAAGAGAAGAAAUCCUUUAAACCUGAUUUUGGAGCAGAAGGUAUCUAUGGUGGUUUUUUGCUAGGUGUCCGAUCUGUCAAUGGCUUGGCAUUUUAUGACUGGGAAAACACAGAACUGAUACGCAGAAUUGAAAUACAGCCCAAGCAUAUUUUCUGGUCUGACUCUGGUGAACUUGUCUGCAUAGCCACAGAAGAAUCAUUCUUUAUUCUGAAAUACCUUUCUGAGAAAGUUGCAGCAGCGCAAGAUACACAUGAGGGUGUCACUGAAGAUGGCAUUGAAGAUGCCUUUGAGGUCCUUGGUGAAAUUCAAGAGAUUGUGAAAACAGGAUUGUGGGUGGGCGAUUGUUUUAUUUAUACCAGUUCUGUGAACAGACUCAACUACUAUGUUGGAGGUGAAAUUGUCACCAUAGCACAUUUGGACCGGACAAUGUAUUUACGCUGCUAUAUCCCCAAAGACAACAAACUUUACCUGGGUGACAAAGAAUUGAAUAUAGUGAGUUAUUCCUUGUUAGUAUCAGUGCUUGAAUAUCAGACUGCUGUGAUGAGGAGAGACUUCUGUAUGGCAGACAAAGUUCUUCCUACAAUUCCAAAGGAACAGAGGACCAGAGUUGCACAUUUCCUCGAGAAGCAGGGUUUCAAACCACAAGCUCUUGCAGUAUCUACAGAUCCUGAACAUCGCUUUGAGCUUGCCCUUCAGCUUGGUGAACUUAAGAUUGCAUAUCAGCUUGCAGUAGAAGCAGAGUCUGAACAGAAGUGGAAGCAGCUGGCUGAGCUUGCAACCAGCAAAUGCCAGUUUGGCCUUGCCCAGGAAUGCCUGCACCAUGCACAGGACUAUGGCGGUUUAUUGCUUUUGGCUACAGCUUCGGGAAAUACUAACAUGGUGAAUAAGCUUGCUGAGGGAGCAGAAAAAGAUGGCAAGAACAAUGUAGCAUUCAUGAGCUACUUCCUGCAAGGAAAGCUUGACAAUUGUCUUGAGCUCUUAAUUAAAACUGGGCGCUUACCAGAAGCUGCUUUCUUGGCGCGAACAUAUUUGCCGAGUCAAGUUUCAAGGGUUGUUAAGCUGUGGAGAGAAAAUCUCUCUAAAGUCAACCAGAAAGCUGCUGAAUCCCUAGCUGAUCCCACUGAAUAUGAAAACUUGUUCCCUGGAUUAAAAGAAGCUUUCAUUGCUGAAGAAUAUAUCAAGAAAACACAGACUGCUCUUCGGCCAGCCAGAGAAUAUCCCCUAGUCACUCCAAAUGAAGAGAGAAACGUCUUGGAAGAAGCCAAAGGUUUCAUACCACAAAAAGGAAUAUUACAGGAAUCAGAAGAAGUAGUCCCUACUUCUAUGCCUGUGACAAUCCCUCCAAUUGCAGGGAAUGACUUACCUGAAACAAUAAGAGAUGAAAAGGCAUUACUGGAACUGGAUGAAGACUUGGAUAACUUAGACCUGGAGGAUAUUGAUACUACCGAUAUUAAUCUGGAUGAAGAAAUGUCUGACUGAAUCUUUUUUUAAAAAUGACCAAACUUCUUAUAAAUUGUUUUUCCAUGCACCUGACUAUUAUUGCAGUCUUCAUGAAGUUUCUUGAUUUUUUUUUUACAUUUAAAUUGGAUAAAGAAAAAAGUAGACCUUUGCAGUAUACUUUCAGUUUCUGUUAGGUAGAUCCUGUUGUUUUUCUCACAUUGAAACAAAGUCUGCUAAUAAAUAAUUUUUAAAUUUC
Messenger RNA from Pogona vitticeps (central bearded dragon), 3090 nucleotides. It is a transcript of the gene COPB2, whose product is annotated as coat protein complex I subunit beta 2. Gene Ontology annotation, biological process: intra-Golgi vesicle-mediated transport; endoplasmic reticulum to Golgi vesicle-mediated transport; intracellular protein transport. NCBI's taxonomy places the organism in Eukaryota, Metazoa, Chordata, Lepidosauria, Squamata, Agamidae. Gene Ontology annotation, molecular function: protein binding; structural molecule activity. The record is from RefSeq and is a predicted model, not a curated record. Gene Ontology annotation, cellular component: COPI vesicle coat.